AUGUGUCCUAAACAAUUUGCUGAUGCUGCAGGACUGUCCAUGAAAAAGGCCAAGGUCAGUGCAAUUUUCAGUGGCAUCUCAAGAUCUGCUCCUGGCAACAUUAACAUUGGCAGUAUGGUCAAAUUGUCCAGCAAUCCAUCACCUCAACUCAAGGCAAAUAACCUUAUGAACAACCAGAGCACCAUAAUUCCUCUUUCUAUGAAGGAUGACUACCUGGCCAAAUCAGUGAUUCUGGAGGUGAAAACCCACUUUCAAAACUUUAAUGACAAUUCAAAGAAGCUGGCCCCUGGCAUACAAUUCAUUACUCACAACAUCAAAGCUGGUUUAUCUCCCAACACCUUUCUUGUCAUGGACAUACAUUAUAAUGAAUACACUGGUGGUACCAACACCACUAUCACCAAAAUAUUGACCAUGUACCUUGGACAUGACUUUCUAAAAUCAAUAGCAUUAUCUUCCAAUGCUGCAAGAAGUGAUAAGACUGUCAACAGAAUGGUGAAUGGGAAUGCACCUUGGUACAACCUAACUCCUCAUGCUAGGAGAGGAUGGAGAGGAUUGUUUAUGGCGAGCUGUGGCCCUGCUAUUAGACAUAUCUGGGACUUUGCUGGCCAUGGUGUCCAAUAUAGUCCACUCACUUGUUAUGGAUACCAGCAUCUUUGGAUGCACUAA
This is a messenger RNA of Suillus subaureus, 666 nucleotides long. RefSeq lists its product as uncharacterized. The record is from RefSeq and is a predicted model, not a curated record. Lineage: Eukaryota; Fungi; Basidiomycota; Agaricomycetes; Boletales; Suillaceae. The coding region runs from base 1 to 666 and encodes 221 amino acids. The transcript has 4 exons.